AUGGCAAGUGAGAAGCAAAUGCUUGCUGGAGAGGUGCCGGUCAGCCCGUUUUCACGGCUGUUCAGCAUGCCAGGCUUCUAUUGCUUCAACAUCGUCACCAUCGGAUUCAAAAACGAAGCCAGUCCAUCAGCCUUUAUUGAAGGCUUGAAGAACACUUUGAUCAACCAUCCACGCUUUUCUAGAAUACUGGAAAUUGAUGAAGACAAAGCAAAAUGGAUUCCCACGAAAGUAAAAGUUGAAGAUCAUGUAGUUGUUCCGGAUAUAGAUCCCACAACUGAAAAUCCUGAUCAAUUUCUAGAGGAUUAUACAUCAAAUAUGGUUUUUUCACCAAUUGAUAUGUCUAAACCGUUAUGGGAGAUACAUAUACUCAAUAUGAAAACAUCAGAUGCAGAAUCUCUCCUGGUUUUCCACAGUUAUGACCCAAAUCGUAAAAUGGCACUCAUUGUCCAUCUAACAAGCUAUGUAAACAAAGUUAUCAUCAAUCUUGGAGUUGAUCUCGACGUAAUUCCAGACCCUCAUCACCUCUGUGAUGACAUAGUCGAAGCUCUUCAGAUGAUGAAAUCAGUUGUGGAAGAAAACAGUUCUGCCGAAUUGGGGGUUUGAAACGAAAUGUUUGAUUAUGCUCUUUUAGCGACAAAAAAAAAACUGUUUGAUGGAGACAUCGAAAGGAACCUACUCAUAGAAAAGUCUUAUCAUAUGUGUGUUUUCUAUGUAUAACUUUUUAGUCUAUUUUCUAAAGUUGUUUAAUUUGCUUCUAUCCGAACUUCUUAUGUACGAGUGGGUGUAAUUUCGCUAUCAGCCACGAAUCAGCUUUCAU
Eruca vesicaria subsp. sativa (arugula) is the source of this 817-nucleotide messenger RNA. The record is from the annotation of a GenBank genome assembly. NCBI's taxonomy places the organism in Eukaryota, Viridiplantae, Streptophyta, Magnoliopsida, Brassicales, Brassicaceae.